GACAGAUGGAGUAAUUUGUUAGCUGUUUUUUGAGUUCUUUUUCUUUUUAUCCUUUUCGAUUGGUUUUUCCAAGGCAUCAUCAUGUGUAUGUGUUUAGUUUUCCGAUGCAAAUAUAAAUUAAUUCGAUCUUAAUGUGUUUGUGGUGACCGAAAAAUGGGAAAAAGAUACAGCAGAAGUCCAUCUCCUAGAGGUUACAGAAGGGGAUACCGAAGCCCUAGCCCAAGGGGUCGUUACCGAAGCCGUGGGAGAGACCUCCCAACUAGUCUGCUCGUUCGCAAUCUUCGCCAUGAUUGCAGGACUGAAGAUCUCCGCGGUCCUUUUGGGGAAUUUGGUCCGCUUAAGGACAUCUACUUACCACGUGACUAUUACACAGGGCAGCCACGUGGAUUUGGUUUUGUGCAAUAUGUUGACCCAGAUGAUGCUGGUGAGGCCAAAUAUCAUAUGGAUGGUCAGUCACUUCUUGGGCGCGAGUUGACGGUUGUGUUUGCUGAGGAAAACAGGAAAAAGCCAUCAGAGAUGCGGUCUCGUGAGCGUAUCAGCAGAUCAUCCAGUCGUUACUCCAGAUCACCUCGCCACAGAGGUUCUUACUCUCCGUCACCACGCUAUUAUUCUCCCUCUUCAAGGGGCAGACACCGCUCCAGAUCCAUCUCGCCUCGUGGGAAAACGUACAGAGAGAGAUUCUAUUCGAGGUCUCCCUACGAAAGCAGGAGCUAGAGCCGGAGUCUGGUCAGAAGCAGGAGCUGGAGCCCAGAGGGCUACUGAUGUUAUUUAUUGUUUGUGAUAUAUGGGGAUCAUAUUUCUCCAGCUAGUGUGGGAGCUAUUUAAGAACAUCUUCUGACAUCUUGGUAAUGGGUGUUGAGUGGGGUAGUAGUUGGUUAUAUAUAUAGGUGCUUCUCAUCUCUCUCUUAUUGUAUUUUACAUGUUCUCUUAUGUUGAAUGGGAUUGAAUUUCCAAGUGCAAUGUCUAUUGGUAUUACGCUUUCCAUUCUAUGGUGAAACAAUGUUGAAAUUUGGAAUCUUGGGAGUAUUUAUUUUGAAAACUA
This is a messenger RNA of Salvia splendens (bonfire salvia), 1042 nucleotides long. Its product is annotated as serine/arginine-rich SC35-like splicing factor SCL30A. The transcript is spliced from 6 exons. NCBI's taxonomy places the organism in Eukaryota, Viridiplantae, Streptophyta, Magnoliopsida, Lamiales, Lamiaceae. The record is from RefSeq and is a predicted model, not a curated record. Gene Ontology annotation, molecular function: RNA binding. Bases 154 to 714 code for a protein of 186 amino acids.